AUGGACUGUUUCUCCUUUUCCUCUGAGAAGCCGGGCUCUUCAGAGUUAUUUGAUUCUGCUGAUGUGGAGGAGAUGGAAGAGGAAAGGAUAGUGAGAGGUGCAGAAGAUUUAGAGAUUAAUCCUUUUGACAGAUUGCCAUUUUCUUCCCGUUAUUACAAGCUUCUUAAAGAAAGAGAGGCACUUCCUAUCUGGCAAAUGAAAUAUGCUUUCAUGGAAAGUCUGCAUCAUCAUCAGAUUGUGAUUGUUUCAGGAGAUGCCAAAACAGGCAAGAGCUCCCAGGUGAGUGUUUGGUGCAAAGAAUUUGCAGUAUUCAAGGUACCUCAGUGGUGUGCUGAAUAUUCUCUUGCUGCCCAUUUUCAACAUGGAGCAAUUAUUUGCACGCAAACGCAUAAGCAUGCUGCAGUGUGGUUGGCAUUGAGAGUUGCUGAUGAGAUGGAUGUCAAUAUUGGUCAUGAAGUGGGUUAUGUGGUUCCAUAUGAUAACUGCUGUAACAAUGAAACAAUCCUGAGAUUCAGUACAGAUGACAUGCUUCAAAGAGAAAUGAUGUCCAGUCCCCUUCUGAGAAGUUAUGGAAUCAUCAUAGUCGAUUAUGUGCUUGAAAGGACUGUCCCAACAGAUGUAUUGCUUGGACUCCUUAAAGAUGUCUUGAUAUUAAGGCCAGAGCUGAAGUUAAUUCUAAUUACAUCUCAUCAGUUGUCCAGCAAACUAUUGGCAUAUUAUGGCAGUGUAUCUCUCCUACAAGUGGAAAGCAAACACCAGACAGAAGUUGUGUAUACCUCUGGCAUUCAAAAAGAUUAUUUCCUGUCUGCUUUAAGGCUGCUUUUUGAAAUUCAUAAUACGAAAAGGAGAGGCGAUGUUGUGAUUUUUCUAGCCUGUGAACAAGAAAUAGAAAAUGCCUUCUGGAUUAUUCAGCAAGAGGGACGUAAUUUAAAUCCUGAUCUUGGUGAAUUGGUCCCUAUUUCUUUGUUUCCCAAUGAACAAGAGCGUAUCCUCAAGUCAAGUGAAAAUAAGCAUUUCAAAAAUUACAGAAGGAAAGUAUUGCUAACCACAAGUUCAGGGGAAUCUUUGGUUUGGUCCAAAACAGUGUCAUUCGUUAUAGAUACUGGGAUACAGAGAAGAAAGGUAUACAAUCCCAGAAUCAGAGCAGAUGCUGUUGUGAUACAGCCCAUUAGCAAAAGCCAAGCUGAGAUGCGUAAGCAGAUUCUGGGCAUGUCUUCAUCAGGAAAAUGUUUCUGCCUUUAUUCUGAAGAAUUUAUGGAGAAGGAAAUGAAGCAACUCCCACCAGCCAAAAUACAGGAAUCCAACCUGAUCAGCAUGGUUCUUUUUUUGAAAAGGAUGGAUAUUGCAGGCUUAGGACACUGCGACUUCAUAGAUAGGCCAGAUCCUGAAAUUCUCAUGCAAGCUUUGGAAGAUCUGGAUUAUUUGGCUGCCCUGGACAAUGAUGGAAACCUUUCAGAAUUUGGAAUAAUAAUGUCAGAGUUUCCUGUGGAUCCACAACUGUCCAAGUCUAUUUUAGCUUCAUGUGAAUUUGAUUGUGUAGAAGAAAUGCUCACUAUUGCUGCCAUGGUAACAGCUCCUGGUUGCUUUGUAAACCCACCACAGGGAACAGAAGAGAUUGCAGUCACUUGCCGGCAAAAAUUCUUGCAUCCUGCAGGAGAUCAUUUCACUCUUAUCAAUAUAUACAAGGCAUAUAAGGAAGCUAGUACAAAUGCCAUAAACCAAUACUAUGACAUUGAAAAGUGGUGUCAAGAUUAUUUUUUGAACUGCUCUGCGCUAAGGAUAGCGGAAGCUAUCAGAACUGAGUUGGUUGACAUUAUGAGACGAAUUGAAUUGCCAAUUUCAGCACCAGCUUUUGGAUUAAACGAAAAUGUGCUGGGAAUAAAGAAAGCUCUUUUAUCUGGUUACUUUAUGCAAAUUGCUCGUGAUGUGGAUGGCUCUGGAAACUACCUGAUGCUUGCACACAAACAAGUAGCUCAGCUUCACCCUUUGUCAAUCUACUACAACAGUAGGAGGAUCCCAGAGUGGGUUGUAUUCCAUGAAUUCUGUAUCACUGAAAACAAUUCUAUAAAAAUCAUCUCCGCAAUAUCACCUGACCUAUUUAUGAAGCUGGCACCUCAGUACUAUUUUAGCAAUCUGCCUCCUAGUGAAAGCAAGGAUAUUCUGCAAGAAGUAAUCAAUCAUUUAUCACCCAUUUCAACAAUAGAUAAGGAACAAAAAACAACCAUUGAAGACAGAGAACUUGAAAAAUAUCCUGAAACACCUGCUGAACAACGAUGCAUUAUUCAAUAA
Messenger RNA from Eublepharis macularius, 2289 nucleotides. It is a transcript of the gene DHX32, whose product is annotated as DEAH-box helicase 32 (putative). The transcript has 11 exons. Lineage: Eukaryota; Metazoa; Chordata; Lepidosauria; Squamata; Eublepharidae. Gene Ontology annotation, cellular component: spliceosomal complex; intracellular anatomical structure. Gene Ontology annotation, molecular function: RNA binding. The record is from RefSeq and is a predicted model, not a curated record. The coding region runs from base 1 to 2289 and encodes 762 amino acids.